Messenger RNA from Falco peregrinus (peregrine falcon), 3928 nucleotides. RefSeq names its product nerve growth factor receptor (gene NGFR). Gene Ontology annotation, cellular component: plasma membrane; cell surface. Gene Ontology annotation, biological process: Rho protein signal transduction. NCBI's taxonomy places the organism in Eukaryota, Metazoa, Chordata, Aves, Falconiformes, Falconidae. The transcript is spliced from 6 exons. Gene Ontology annotation, molecular function: nerve growth factor binding; coreceptor activity; death receptor activity. The record is from RefSeq and is a predicted model, not a curated record. The coding region runs from base 115 to 1359 and encodes 414 amino acids.
GGGACUUGCAGCUCUUUUCUGGCUGCCGCCGAGGCGGCGGGCGGCAGAGGGAGGACAGCCCGGCCGCGCACCGGCUCUCGGGGGGGGUGACCGGCCCCGCCGCCCCCGCGCACCAUGGCCGGGCUCCUGCCGCUGCUGCUGCUCCUGGCGGGAUCUGCCUGGGGCUCCAAGGACAAGUGCUUCACGAAGAUGUACACAACAAGUGGGGAGUGCUGCAAAGCCUGCAACCUGGGAGAGGGAGUGGUGCAGCCCUGCGGGGUCAACCAGACCAUCUGUGAGCCCUGCCUAGACAGUGUCACCUACUCAGACACGGUGAGUGCCACGGAGCCGUGCAAGCCCUGCACACAGUGCGUGGGGCUGCAGAGCAUGUCCGCACCCUGUGUGGAGUCGGACGACGCUGUGUGCCGCUGUGCUUACGGCUACUACCAGGAUGAGCAGAGUGGGAGCUGCAAGGAGUGCCGGGUGUGCGAAGUGGGCUUUGGCCUCAUGUUCCCGUGCCAGGACUCACAGGAUACAGUCUGCGAGGAGUGUCCUGAGGGCACCUUCUCCAGUGAAGCCAACUUCGUGGACCCCUGCCUGCCCUGCACCACCUGUGAGGAGAAUGAGGUGAUGGUGAAGGAGUGCACGGCCACCUCGGAUGCCGAAUGCAGAGACCUCCACCCUCGCUGGACAACACACACACCAUCCCUGGUGGGCUCUGAGAGCCCUGAGGCCAUCACCAGGGACCACUUCAACACUGAAGUGAUGCCCAGCACCCCGGCAGACACUGCCACCACCAUCAUAGGCAGCUCACAGCCUGUUGUGAGCCGCGGCACUGCUGACAACCUCAUCCCUGUCUACUGCUCCAUCCUGGCAGCUGUGGUGGUGGGCCUGGUGGCCUACAUCGCUUUCAAAAGGUGGAACAACUGCAAACAGAACAAGCAAGGGGCCAACAACCGCCCGGUGAACCAGACACCUUCACCAGAGGGUGAGAAGCUGCACAGCGACAGCGGCAUCUCGGUGGACAGCCAGAGCCUGCAUGACCAGCAGCCACCCAGCCAGAGCACCCAGGGGCCAGCGCCCAAGGGAGAUGGGAAUCUCUACACCAACCUGCCACCCAGCAAGCAGGAGGAGGUGGAGAAGCUGUUGGGCAGCUCCACAGAGGAGACAUGGAGGCGGCUGGCCGGGGAGCUGGGCUACAAGGAGGACCUCAUAGACUCCUUCACCCGGGAGGAAUCACCUGCCCAGGCUCUCCUGGCCGACUGGUCCUCCAAGGAGACAGCCACCCUUGAUGCCCUGCUUGCUGCCCUGCGCAAGAUCCAGCGUGGGGACAUCGUCGAGAGCUUGUACAGCGAGUCCACCGCCACCUCUCCCGUCUGAAGGGUGGCCUGGGGCAGCCCCAUGGGGUCCCCUUCCCCCUUCACCUCUCCCCUCCCUGGCACCAAGAGCCCUGAAGGGGAGGGUGGGAAGGAAGUGGGGGGUCCCCAGGCCCCCCCAAUUUACCGUCCCGUAUGCACUAAGCUCCUGUUUUCGGUAUUGCCCGCUCCCUAUGCCGCCUUCCCCUGGCAGCUCAUAAGUGGGUUGGGUGCGGGGCUCAAUGCCCAAAGCCUGUCUGCCACUGGAGCAUCCUCUGAGCCCUGUGAGGCUGGACAGACAGACGCAGGAAUGAGCACUGCACUCUCAGCCCUCUCCUCUCUCCUCUUCCAGCCCCUUCUCCUUCCUCCUUGGGGGUCCAGUCCUCCUCUUCCUUCUGCUCUUCCUCCUUGGCCCACCCUGCCGCUAUUUCCUUCUCCCUUCCAACACCCUGAAAUCCAGCUGCUUUCCCCAAACCACAGGUCUGGGGUGGGAAUGGAGAGAACUGGAUCUGCUGUACCAGGAUCUGGGGAGGGGUCUGGUCCUACAGAUGGGCUGUGUCAAGGCGGGGUGUUCUGGCAGAAAGGACUUGGCUUCCAGCAGCCCAACUUACACUGUGAAAUUUGGGGGGCACAGCCUCCAUGCAUGGUCCACGGGGCUGCCAGCAUUUGGUCUCAGUGAGGAGCGGCUGGGACCACCCAAACAUUGAGGACCAGACAUAUAGGUGCCACCAGUUCCCCAGAACUGGAGCUCUGUGGGGGAACACUGAAGGUCUAAAGGGCUGAAAAAGUGCCUGCCUGCAGCAGGGACAUGACAUGGGCUCUGCUCAUCCUUCCCUUGGCACCAGUCCUGGUGUUCCUGCACUGCGUCAACCCGGGGGCAAAGCCACCCUGCUGUGAUUGCACUGUCCCUCCUCGCCUGGAGACCCAGUAGGGGCUGGCGGUCCCAACCUCCUUGUAAGGGCUAAGGGCUCCUUCUCCAGCACUGUGAAGGGUGGCUAAGAAAUGCCCCUGCCUGAUCUGCUGUGGGCCUUUUGCCUCCAUGUGGCUGCACAGUGGGUGCUGCCCACCCUCAGUGCACCACCUGCCUCCCCACGGCAUCCCUGGUUGGCCUCAGCACCUCCCUCCACUUGGGACCCCACCACAGCCCUGGGGAAGGGACAUCACUCACCGCCUCCACAGCUGUAAGUGCGUUUUCUUGGCAUAUCAGCACCCUGCCCAGCACCCAGCUUGCUCAGAGGUGAUUCUGGAGAGCAGCAGCCGGGCAGGCGAGCACCCUGUUCCCCCUGUGAGCUGCUGCUGAGCAGCCAGCACAGUCCUGGGGGACGUCCCCAAUACGGCUUUGGUGCCUCGCUUGCCUGGAGCAUCAUGAGCUUUUUGCAGAGGAGGGACUGCAAGGUGAGCUGGUGCACGCACCUGAUGCUGGGUAUGUCUGUACCUAUGGACUCCCCUUUGCCUUGGAUUCAGCCAGGAACGCUUUCCUGAAGGCAGAAGGUGACGUUCUUUCCCUCCUUAAGGAGAUAAGCAAGACUUGUAAAUAACACUGUGUCGUUUUACUAACUGCUUGAUGUUUCUACAUGUGACAUGGGGUGACGGCGCCUGCUCCAGCCCCUCUACUCUUCCUCACAGCCUUUCUGCCUGCAAGGCAAGCUUUUGUCUUGCAGCCGAAGCCUUCGGUCCCACCUUGUUUCUGGCCUUAAAGACUCAAUGGGGAGGCAGGGAAACAUGCACACCCCAAAAAUCACUGCAGCAUGUCCAUGAAAACAUGGGAACUUGGGAACAUGGAAAGAUUUGGUGUUCCUGGUGGAGCUGCCAGGUGUUGGGAAGGAGUGCUUUCUGAGGGAUUGGAGCCUGCGUCAAUAGGAUUCCAGUGCCCAGAUCCAGUGCCCAGAUCCUUCAAAAGCUGUCAGGAAUUUUGCGCCCUGUGCUUUGGAUGAUAAAGCAGCACAGGCUGAAUCUGAAUCUCCAGUAUAUGGUAUUUGACACCUCCUGCAGCAAAAAAGCAAAGAUCCCUUUGGAGGAACACCACCUGCAACAUUUUGGCCGCUGGCUGCCCAUGCCAAACCCGUUGGUUAGAAACACUUGGCCCUGACAGGGCUGUGAGUCCCUCGUCCAAGGCCUGAACCUCUCCCAUCACUAAAAUCCAAUGAAACUGCCCUAGAUUUGCAACCCUGCUUGCAGUGGGCAACUCUGGCUUGCAACCCCCCAGCAGGGUUGCUGGCUUCUGCCAGACGAAGCCAUCCAAAGGGGUGCUUUUGGAUUAAUUUAAACAUUGGUUAUUGUCAGGUUGUUUCCAUCAGUCCCUUUUUUUGCUGAAGCAACUAAAAUAUAAACUGAGGGCGACUGGAAUAAAGUGCCCAGGUCAAAAGCCAAACAAACUGCUCGAAUCAGUCUGACAAGUCAACCUGGCCAUACCUUGCCAGCUGGAAAUUGCUUUUCUUCAGGACAAUAUUGCCAUGGUCUCAGGUUUCAAUUGCCAUAGUAAAGGGAUUUCCUCAGGGCUGAGGAAAUGGAGACAAACUCAGCAUCCAAAGAGAAGCUGGGGGACGCCUUACAUCCCUGAUUGCAGAAAAUAAAUAAAAAUAUUAAAAAAAAAA